Fonsecaea multimorphosa CBS 102226 is the source of this 888-nucleotide messenger RNA. RefSeq lists its product as uncharacterized. Lineage: Eukaryota; Fungi; Ascomycota; Eurotiomycetes; Chaetothyriales; Herpotrichiellaceae. The record is from RefSeq and is a predicted model, not a curated record. The transcript is spliced from 2 exons. Bases 1 to 888 code for a protein of 295 amino acids.
AUGAAGUUUCUCGGCCUGGCCACCACGGCUGCUGCGUGGUCUGUCCUCUUUUUCCACCAUGUGAUAGCCUUGUCCAAUGUCACCUUCUAUUCAGACAGCCAGUGCUCGAAAUUCUUGAGUUGGAAGACGGGUCCGGACGAUGGCACUUGUACACCUUUCCCGACGAACUCGCAGGGCUUCCUUAGUUUCAUGGUCACCAGUUUGGAUCAGACAUGUGCAGUCACGGUAUACGGCAGCGAUGUCCCGUACUGCAGUUCAUCAACAUUGUUCCUUGCUCCCUUCUCUAACUGCAUGACGGCAACCAACGUCAGUCAAUUCUCCGUCGACUGCCAGAGCUUGUCGGUCGCCACAACUGCCGUGCCUUCGGUGGUCCCCACUGGAGCUGCAAACCCUACUACAGGGUCGACAGCAUCCUCAUCCUCCAGCUCAGCUGACACAGGUCUUUCCGGGGGCGCCAAAGCCGGCAUCGCCAUUGCCGCAGCCGUGGGGGGUUUACUUCUCGUCGCCCUGAUGGUCUUCCUGGUGGUCCGGAACAACCGCGCCAAACGACGAGACAUGAUGGAGUCGGAGCAGAGAAUCCUGGAAGCCGACUCUACGCCGGCUGUGCCCCCUUACUCGUACUCGGCCGAAAUGCCUCCCAACGAAAAGAAGGUACCAGUGGAGAUGCCAUCGGCAAUGAUGGUGCCCGUGGAAGCUCCUGGGGAUGCGAACUGGCCAGAUCCACAAGAACUGCCCGGCGAUUACACACAUUCAGAAAUGGAAGGGUCGAGUCCCUCGCAGCAACAGCAAAAAGACGACAUCAAGACCGUGGUAUCAUCCGAGACCAAGACCCUUGUGGGAUCGGAUGCAAAACUGGACAUCAAAUCCAUUCCCGAAUCGCAGCCUUAG